Uranotaenia lowii is the source of this 1318-nucleotide messenger RNA. RefSeq names its product gustatory receptor for sugar taste 64a-like. Gene Ontology annotation, molecular function: sweet taste receptor activity. Gene Ontology annotation, biological process: sensory perception of sweet taste; detection of chemical stimulus involved in sensory perception of taste. Bases 1 to 1293 code for a protein of 430 amino acids. The record is from RefSeq and is a predicted model, not a curated record. NCBI's taxonomy places the organism in Eukaryota, Metazoa, Arthropoda, Insecta, Diptera, Culicidae. Gene Ontology annotation, cellular component: membrane. The transcript is spliced from 4 exons.
AUGACUGUCGACAGUAGUUUUCUGCCGCUGAAAAAAACCAAGGAAAUCCUGGUCCAAGAAUCGGAGGGAUUUCCCAGUGAUGUUCCAAACGGAUGUACCAGCCAUAAGGCAUUGGCGCCAAUAAUUUUGUUCGGGCAGAUUUUCUCGCUUAUGCCUGUGGGUGGAUACUUUGAGGAAAAUCCUGAGGAAAUAAAGUUUCGGUUCAUAAGCCCGAGAUUUUUGUACAGCUGCAUGACGCUGUUUAUAUUUGUGUCGAUUAUAGUUCUGUGUUUAUUGAACCUGGCGGAUCGCGGAUCUCUCAGUCUGAGCGAUGUCGCUACCAUCAUUUACUACACUGUAAUUUUGCUGGCCAUGCUGGAGUUUUUCGUCCUGGCCUACAACUGGCGCUCGAUUAUGACUCACUGGACCCGAGAAGAGCGCCCGUUUCUAUACUAUCCGUACGAAACGGGUCGCGGAUUACCGUUGGAAUCAUUGGUACGCCGGGUGGCGGCCGUAGUCAUCGUUUUCGCCUUCAUCGAGGACGUCAUGAACUUUAUCUCGGCCUUCAAACUCAACGAGACUCACAUGAAAUCGUGUCCGCACGCGAGCGAUUUUUGGCGCAAUUUUUUUCGCCGCGAGCAUCGAUAUAUCGUGCGAGUAAUUCCGUAUCACAAGGUCCUGGGGAUUGCCAUCGAGCUGAUGAUGCGGGUGGCCAAAUUCACGUGGCACUUCAUUGAUGUGUUUAUCAUUUGCGUGUGUUUGACGCUACAGCGGCGCUUUCAGCAGUACAACAACCGCAUCGAAAACAUGAAUGGCAAGGAACUGCCACAGUCCACCUGGAAGGAGCUACGGUAUGAUUUUCUCAGGCUGAGCGAAUUGAUAGCGUUUUUGGACGGGAAGUUCUCACGGCUGAUAUUGAUGGCCUGUGCCAACAAUAUGUUUUUCAUCUCGAUGCAGCUUUACAAUAUUUUUGACGUCAAACCGACGGCGUUUACCACCAUCUACUUCUGGUAUUCGUUGAUGUUCCUGAUCUGUCGCUGCUUCUGUGCCCUGUACAUCACUUCGGCCAUCUACGAGGCGUCGCUUAAACCGUUGAUACUGUUGCGUGAUUUUCCUACUGCCGGUUGGAAUUUGGACCUGCAGCGGCUGAUCGAUCAUGUUGCGCUGAAAAGUAUUGCCUUCUCCGGAAAAAGGUUUUUCUUCGUCACACGUCCGCUGAUUUUGGCUAUGGCCGGUACAAUCGUCACCUAUGAGCUGGUGCUUCUGGAUCAAGUCGAAAAGGAUCAAGACACAACGCUGGAUUGUAACUUCUAAUGGUCUGGUUUAUUGAAUUUGAAAA